AUGACGUUCCCCGUGCUCGGCGAUUUGCUCAACAAUCUCCCCACCGCGCAGGAGAUUUCUGCCAAUCCGUUCCCCCCGCCGGGCCCCUUCAGCGCGCCUGAGGCGCAGGUCGGCGCAAACAGAGACGGCGGCGGGCGGGAAGGGGGCAGCAGCUGGGGCAGUGGCGGAAGCGGCGGGGUAAGCGCGCGGGAAGCGCAAGCCGACGCGGGGAGAGACGGGAGCGGAGGCGCAGGGGGGGAGCAGAACGGCGGAGUGCAAGCAGGGGUUGGGGGGAACAGAGCGGGAGGGGCGGAAGGAGUUGGCGUGGCUGGCGGGGGAAAUGGGGGGUUGGGGGGAUUGGGCGGAAUGGGGGGAGUGGGGGGAGACGAUAGCCGGUCGGGGAGCGAGGAGGAUGGGACGUCGGAUGGGGAGGGGAUGGGCGGGCGGGAUAAGAAGAAGGGCAAGCGGUAUCACCGCCACACGGCGCAGCAGAUCCAAGAAAUGGAACGGUUGUUCCGUGAGUGCCCGCAUCCGGACGAGCGACAGAGGCAGCAGCUGAGCCAACGGCUGUCGUUGGCGCCACGGCAAGUCAAGUUCUGGUUCCAGAACCGCCGCACGCAGAUGAAGGCUCAAACCGAGCGGGCUGAGAAUGCGAUGCUGAGGCAGGAGAACGACCGGCUGCGCGCUCAAACCGAACGAGCGGAAAACGCAAUGCUGAGGCAGGAGAACGACCGGCUGCGCAGCGAGGUGAUGCGCCUGCGCUCCGUGCUGGCUGCUGCCGCGUGCCCCGCGUGCCACACGCGCCUCGUGCCGGGAAGCGGUGGUGACUCCAUGCACGAUGCCUCGGCCGUGACGGCUCAACUCAUGGAGGAGAAUGCGCACCUCAAGAACGAGGUACGGGGCAUUCGUUCCGGACACGAUGCCUCGCCCGUGGCGGCGGCUCCGCGCAUGGAGGAGAACGCACACCUCAAGAGCGAGAGAGAGCGAGUGUCAAUGCUGGCAGCGCGGCAGCUGGCAGCAAGGGGUGCGGUGGUGGAUCCCAUAGGGCCCGCCACAGUCGCUGCUCUCCACGCUGCUGCUCUCAACGCCGCUGCUGCUGCCUCGCUCGCCCUGCAUCCACCUAUAGAGCGAGUGUCAAUGCUGGCAGCGCGGCAGCUGGCAGCGAGAGGCGCGGUGGAUCCCAUGGGGCCCGCCACAGUCGCUGCUCUCAACGCCGCUGCUCUCAACGCCGCUGCUGCUGGCGGCAUGCAGGCACCAGGCAUGGGCGCUGGUGCUGGGAACCCCUCUGCUGCCGGCAAUGCUGGUGCCGGUGCCGGCGGUGGUGGGAAUGGGGGUGGGGGUAUGGAUGGAAUUGGUAACCCUGGGAUGGUGCAGGAUGGUGGUGCUGGUGGCAUGGGGAUGGGAGGCAGGGAUUUCGGCGCUGCUGCUGCUGGUGGUGGUGCUGUUGGGAGUUUUGGCAUGGAGUCUAAUGCUAGUGCAAUUCAGCGUAUGCAGCAGUUUCAACAGCAACAGCAACAGCAGCAACAGCAACAACAGCAACAGCAGCAGCAUCAGCAGCAGCAGCAGCAGCAGCAGCAGCAGUCAAUGGGAGGGUUGCUAGGGGAUAUGGUCCCUUCGUCCCGAUUCAACAUGGAUGCAACUCAAGGGGGCUUCUCUGCUGCUGGUGCAGCGGCGGUGGCGGCGGGGAGGGGUAUGAAUGAGCAUGGGAUGAUGCGCCUGUUGGGCGGUGACGCACCACCCCCUGCUGCACCCAGAGCAGCAGCAGCGGGGGGGUCAGCAGGGGGGGGAGGCGUGGGGACGAGUGGCAUGGACGGGUUGUCGGAUUUCCACCGGAGCAACACGGGGAGAAGCAACCACUCCAACGCCUCGCCCCAUGCUGCUGCUGCAGCAGGAGGAGGAGGAGGCGGAGGAGGGGGAGGGGGAGGAGGAGGCGGAGGAGGAGGGGGAGGGGGAGGCGGAGCAGGGAGCAGCAGCAGCGGGUUGCUAUACGACAUGGGGGGGAAUGGAGCUGCCCGCACCGCUGCUCAUGCUGACGCCGCUGCAGCUGCUGCAGCAGGAGGAGGAGGGGGAGGGGGAGGGGGAGGAGCGAACGGUUCUCUGUUCGGCCUGGCUAGCGGGUGGGGGCUAGCAGCAGGAGGAUUAGGAGGAGCAGGAGGAGCAGGAGGAGCAGGAGGAGCGGGAGGAGCGGGAGGAGGAGCAGCAGCAGGGGGGGCAUUAGGACUAGGCCCAGGUUUCCCAGCAUCAUUGCGAACAGGGGGAGGCAUGAUGAACCCUGUGGGGGGGGAGGCCAUGGGGGCCCUGCUAGGCGCAUCAGGGGAGGGCGGAGGUCUGUCAGACUCAGAGCGAGAUGUGGUGAUGGACUUAGCAGUCUCCUCUCUAGAGGAGCUCGUAGGCUUGGCGCAGAUCAACGAACCUCUCUGGCUCCCGGGCCUGCUCUCCCGAGCCUUCGACAGGCACGGGAGUGGCAUUGAGGGUGCGAGGGGAGUGGUGUCGCUGAACGCCCUCGCACUCGUAGAGCUCUUCAUGGAUCCGGUGAGUUUGGAUGGCAUCGAGCGCGCGAGGGGAGUGGUGUCUCUGAACGCCCUCGCAUUCGUAGAGCUCUUUAUGGAUCCGGUGAAGUGGGCAGAGAUGCUCCCAUCGUUGGUGUCUCGAGCCGUGGUGGUGGAUGUUAUCUGUGUCGGCAACGAGCCCACCCAGCGCAACGGCACGCUCCAGCUGAUGUAUUUAGAGACGCAGAUGCUCACACCGCAAGUGCCAACGCGAGAAGCCUUCUUCCUUCGCUACUGCAAGCAGCUCUCCCCCACCUGCUGGGCUGUCGUGGACGUGUCUGUCGACCGCCUCCGCAGCGAGCCCCCUCCCGUCAUGCUCAAGUGCCGACGACGCCCAUCGGGAAUCCUCAUCCAGGAGACACCCAACGGCAGCAGUCAGGUGACACUAGUGGAGCAUGUGGAGGCAGACCCCUUGGGAGUGCCGCCGCUCUUCAGACCAAUCGUGGCAGCAGCAUUGGGUUUCGGGGCGGCAAGGUGGAUGGCGGCAUUACACCACCAGUGUGUGCGGUUCGGGGAGCUGCUAGGGAACCCCACGUCGAGGGACAGUGGCAUCGUGUCUCAGCAGGGCCGCCGCGCCAUGCUCCGCCUCGCCGGCCGCAUGCUCUCCAACUUCUGUGUCGGCCUCUCCUCCUCCACCAGACAUUCCUGGAAGGUGAUAGACAACUCAGACCGCGCCUCUGCUGCCAGUACCGCUGCAGGGGGUGGGAGCACACCCGCUGGCGCCAGCACUGCAGGGGGAGGGGGGAUGGGGGGCGAGGGGGAGGGCAUGGGGGGUGCGGGUGCGGCGUCAGAAGCAGCAGCGAUGGGGGCGGUGGAGGUGUGGGUGGCGAUGAGACGCAGUGUGACGGGCGCAGGGGAGCCUCUGGGGGUGAUUCUCAACGCCGCUGCGUCUGUCUGGUUGCCCGUGCCCAUGCCUCUCGCGUUUGAGUUUCUGCGGAACGAGCAGACAAGGCGCGAGGGGGACAUCCCAGUGGCUUUCUCUCAUCCUCUCUCACCCCUUCUCCGCCGUUUUGGUGCGCAGUGGGACAUCUUGACAAGCGGGUCAGUGGUAUCAGAGAUGGGGAGAAUACCCAUUGGUGUGGACCAUGGCAACUGUGUGUCGCUGCUCAAAGUGCAGUUGAUCACCCUUUUCAUGUUUGCCCUCCCCCUCUCCCUUUCUCUCUGCCUCCUCUCAGGAGCUCUUAUAGUAUAUGCACCAGUGGACAUACCGGCAAUGAAGGAGGUCAUAUCAGGCGGCUCCUCCGACUCCGUCGCCCUGCUCCCCUCGGGAUUCUCCCUCCUCCCUGACUGCGCCCUCUCCUCCGACCAACGAGUAGCUCUCUUCCACGCCGCCCCCAUCCAGCCCACCGCGGGCGGCGCCGCCUCGGCAGCAUUCGCUGGGGGGGCGGCGGGGAACAGCCGGUAUGGGGCGGAGGAGGGAUGGCAGCAGGGUGGCGAGGUGGAUAGCUUGGCAGCGCAGGCCAUGCGGAGUGCUGCGAGGAAGAGGGCGCUGGGGCACGUGCCGGAAGGGUCCAUUCUGACGGUCUCGUUCCAAAUCCUCGUCAGCCCUAACCCCCAGGCGAAGUUGACGACAGAGAGCAUGGCAACGGUGAACUCCCUCAUCUGCUGCACCGUGCAGCGUAUUCGCCAGGCCAUGGACGUCGCUGCUGCCACACUCUAG
Molecule: messenger RNA, 4188 nt
Organism: Closterium sp. NIES-65
Lineage: Eukaryota; Viridiplantae; Streptophyta; Zygnematophyceae; Desmidiales; Closteriaceae
Source: the annotation of a GenBank genome assembly